This is a messenger RNA of Arvicanthis niloticus (Nile rat), 2294 nucleotides long. The record is from RefSeq and is a predicted model, not a curated record. NCBI's taxonomy places the organism in Eukaryota, Metazoa, Chordata, Mammalia, Rodentia, Muridae.
AGCAAAGGACAUUAAGUUCAGUGUGAAAGCACACCACAGAGAAUAUAGUGCUCCAGAAAGCUCAUAACCUAGAUGGUGACAAAGAGCAAUGGACAGAUAUGACCAUUCGGCUGCCUUUGGAGGCAGAGCAACAGGAAAAAUCAUAUACCCAGAAGGACCGAUGCCUGUGAAGGAGGCAGACAACAAAGACCCAGGGCUAGUCAAUUUCAGUAGGCUGCCUAUGGGGAUUUCAAGACCAAUCUUCCAGGCAAGUUCCAUGUACCAGAACAAUAAGCAUUCAUCCCCUUCUCAAGGAUUUCAACAGCUUAACAAAAUCACACCAAACCAUUCAUCUACAGACAUAAAAGCCUUUAACUUUCAAUUAUCUAAUAUGAGUAAUGAUAGCCAACAAGAGAAAAUUGGGAAUCCCCAACCAAAUAUGUCAAACUCCCGCCCACAAUUCAACUGCAUACAACCAAUUCAAGACAAAAUGUCAAUGAGUAGAGCUGGUAUCUCUGUUCAGAUGACUCCAGAGAGAAUGACAGAAGCAGAAGAGAAAUCCUGCAACACAUGGAAGAAUAUUAGAAAAUCAUAUGUACAGAAAAAAAUGCCAGCUCAAAAAGUCCCCCAUUUUGUUGCUGAUCAAACACCUGAGAGGAAAAAAACAAGCCCCCUCAAUCCUGCACAUGCCAUCCGAAAGUCACGGAUGAUCAAUUGUGUCCAUAUACGGUCAUUUAGGGAUAGGGUGAUUCACCUACUGGCACUGAAAGACUACAAGAAGUCGGAACUUCUUGUUCAAUUGCAAAAGGACGGUAUCAAAAUAAACGACACCAAUUUUCUUGGAAAAAUUCUGCUGCAGGUGGCUAAUUUGAAUGCCACUACAUUGUCAUAUACUUUAAAAGACAGUAUCUUCAAAGAAGUCCAGAGAGAUUGGCCUGGUUAUAAUAAGGAAGACAAGCAAUCAUUGGAUUUGGUGCUUUCAAGGAAACUACAUCCAUUUAACAAUGCCACCAAGGUCACCCAUUGCAAAGAAACUUCUGUAGUAUCUAAAACAGAUGAUACAUCAUCAUCAAAGGAUCAUUUUCUCAAUUUAUCUGGUAUUGACACUUUAAUUAAAAACAAAGGAGGACUCUGUUCCCCUAUAUCUGCUGUGCAGUUAGCAUCAAAUGGCCAUGUAAGCAGUGAGAAGUAUAAAUCUGCUGUGCAGUUAGCAUCAAAUGGCCAUGUAAGCGGUGAGAAGUCGGUGAUUCUGCCGUGCUCUGCAGCUACUACCAAAUAUAUCCCUUUGUCGCUGUCUACCUCUCACCUGCCAAUUUCAAAUUCACCCAUGCUCAUGAAAUCUAAUUGUAAUGUUCGAAGUGCUCCAGAAAGAUCUGAGACUCAACACACAUGUGACAGCAUCCACCAUGAUGGCAGCACAGUUGAAAAAGAGCUGAAUAAAUGCACAUCUUCAGAAACCUCAUCCUGUGCUUCUAUUCCAAAAAAGCAUUCAAAACCGAUAGAAAUCCAGCAUUUCAUGCCUGAGAAGUUCAAAUGUGCAUUUGCCAAGCGAAAAACAAGCAUCCCAAGUUAUAUUACCAGCACACAUCAGAAACUGAAGAUAGAUUUUAACAAACAAGAUGAAAUUAUGAAGUCAAAUUCCAACAAAGAAAUUAAAAAAGCUUUUGCUGAUUCUGGAAGGUUUGGUACUACAUCUGGAACUCCAGAAUAUUUAUCUAAUUAUACCAUUAUAGUUUCCUCUGACCAACGUCAGUGUUAUGAGAAGGAAUUCCGGGCAGAUUAUAGUGAAUAUCAGGCCAUGUAUGACAAGAUUCAGAUUUCAUGUACACCAAUCAUUGACCUUGAUUCAGAAAGGAAGGGAUUAUCCCCUGGAUCCAAAGAAUACCAAGAUAUUACUAAAAAAAUCUCAAUAGAAUAUCAGAAAAUGCGACAGCUUAAUCCUAAAUUUUGUGAAGAAAAAAAUAGAUGUGUGUUUCUUUACAAUAAGCUGGUUCACAUUAAAAAAUUAAUAAAAGAUUUUGACCAGCAAGAAGUAAAGUCAACACAGUAAUGGAGUGUUUAGACAAGAAUAAUUCUUGUUUACUGAAAUUCCAGAUAACUUGCUCCAAAAUUCUAAAGGGAUGGCAUUUGCCAUUAAAAAAAGAAAAAGAAAAACAAACUUGUAACAGUAUUUAAAUUGUCUUUAUAUUCUUUCUGUGCUUUCUUGCAAUUUUGAAGUUGCAUUAUAAGGUUCUUUAACCACCAAUACUUGUGUAUCCACUACAUAUCCCAUAAUAUUGUAAACCCAAUGUCUAUGAAAAUAAAAUGAGCAAGUU